AGGAAGGAAGAAAGAAAGAAAGAAAGAAGAAGGAAGGGAGGGAGGGACAGUGAAGCAUUCAGAGACAGAGGAGAGUCCAUCUUUGAGGCCAGGGUUUUGGGGUACCGUGCCAUGCAGUGGGUCUGGGUCCUGGGCUCCCUUCUAGCCCUGGGGUCCCUCGGCGCUGGGAAAGGCCAGAAGGCUCUGAGGAGGAAGGCGAUAGGAGGCUGGCCAGAUGUUCAGGAAGAGGAAGGAGCAAGGGAGUCCCUCGUGCUCAAGCACUUACAAGAGGCCCUGGAGCUGGCCCCUUUCCAAGGGCCAAAGAGCACUACCCCUGGACCUUCUGAGGGGGAGGGUGCCCAAGGAGAGGAAGACGAGGAGGAACCCACCGCCGCUCCCACCCCCAGCCUCACCCCAUCCCCGACACCUGAGGAUGCAAUUUCUUACAUCCUGGGCCGCCUCACAGGGCUGGAUUCUGGGCUGCACCAGCUGCACGUCAGGCUCUACACCCUGGAUGCCCGGGUGGCAGAGCUGUCUCGGGGGCUGCAGCUCCUAAGGAAAGAGGCCAGAGACACAAGGGAAGUCCUGGAGGCCCUGGAGGAAGGCCAGAAGCAGGGGAAACGAGAUCGGGGACGUCUGGAGGGCUGCUUGAAAGGCCUCCGGCUGGGUCACAAGUGCUUCCUCCUGUUUCGAGACUUCCAGGCCCAGGCAGCUGCCCAUGCCCAGUGCGGGCUGCGUGGGGGCAGUCUGGCCAUGCCUGCUGACCAGGCCCAGAUGGAGGGCCUGACGCGCUACCUGAAGGCCGCCCUGGCCCCCUAUAACUGGCCCGUGUGGCUAGGCAUUCAUGACCGCAGGGCUGAGGGCCUCUACCUCUUUGAGAGCGGUCAGAGGGUCUCCUUCUUCGCCUGGCACCGAGCGCCGCUGGACGGUGGCCCCGGGGCUCCCACGCCACAUGGUCCAGGCCACCCUGCCCUGGGGCCUGACCAGCCCAACGGGCGAGAACAAGAGAAUUGUGUGGCCCAGGCCUCCGAUGACGGCUCGUGGUGGGAUCACGACUGUGAGAGACGAUUCUACUACGUCUGUGAAUUCCCCCAGUAGGCCCCCAGGCCGUCACCCCUCCUUCCUUUCCUGCGGAGCCUCUCUGCCUUACCACCUCAAGCCUGCCCCAGCCUUCCCCCUUCCCCGAGCACCCCGACCCCUUCCCUCUUCCCCACACCUGGUGCCUGAUGCAGGGCAGGACCCACAAGGGCAGCCAGGAAACACCCGCUAACCUCCAAGGAUAGAACCAGCGAGCUCCCCAUCCCCGAAGUCUGAAAGCGGAGGCUGGAGGGUCUCGUGUCCGGAAGGCUACAAGAUGAUCCACCUGGACAAGACGACCUCCUAGGUAUUGGGAGUUUAUCGUUCAGGUGUGAGCAGCAGCCUUCCCGCCCAUCACCCACCAAGAGCUGACUCGUGGGGGAUACCCCUCUGGGCUCCUCCCCCACCCCCGCCCAUAGGCCCAGGUCCCUGCUGCCUCUCCCUCUUGACCCUUUCUCUGCCUCCCCUUGGGAUGGGGGGCAUGGGUAAGGAAAACACUGGCGCUCAUCAAAAAUCUGUGCAUCCAAGGAUGGAAAGGGGUGGCUAUGGUGCCAAAAAGGGAGUGGCCAGCAGGAGCAGGGAGCAGGAGAAGGAAGCUCAGGAAGGGGCUUAGGAGUCGACAGACCCCCCCCCACCUUACCCAAGUCCUUUCCUUCCCCCCCCCAGCUUCUUUCCUCCUUUAUGAAAUA
Molecule: messenger RNA, 1745 nt
Organism: Dromiciops gliroides (monito del monte)
Lineage: Eukaryota; Metazoa; Chordata; Mammalia; Microbiotheria; Microbiotheriidae
Gene: CLEC11A
Product: C-type lectin domain containing 11A
Exons: 4
Coding region: 112-1077 (321 amino acids)
Source: RefSeq, a predicted model, not a curated record